[Candida] anglica is the source of this 3661-nucleotide messenger RNA. NCBI's taxonomy places the organism in Eukaryota, Fungi, Ascomycota, Pichiomycetes, Serinales, Debaryomycetaceae. The record is from the annotation of a GenBank genome assembly.
AACAAACGUCUUCUCUGAUUGAGGAACAUCCAAAUCAUGAGGCAACUAGGGUGUGUUUUGAAGACAGUUGGUCUGCAUAGAACCGUGGCAGGACGUUGUUGGCAGUCCUCGAACUUGAUAAAUUCUUCGACAUGUUCUGGGCAGCUUCAACAUGGCCUGAUUCAUCGAGCUAUACAUCAAAAAUCGAUAAAUAAAUAUGAAAGGGUAAUAAUACCCCAAUAUUACAAUCGGAUUGACAAUAAGAUCAAUUCUCGAAAACUUCAUACCAAGGCUCUUAGAUCUGCUAAGCAUUCUCCCAAAAUACGAGCAGCAGAUGAUGUAGUAUUGGAAGAUAUGUACUACUCCUUCUUGGAAGCGGUUAGUAUGUCUAGGGCUAGAAUAUCAACAAGAGCAUUAGAUGACGCUAUCCGGAUAUGGAAAGAUGUAUUUUCUGUAGAUUCCUCAAUCCCUGAUAAUAUUCGUGAUCUUCAAGCUAAAUUCAUCAACAAGAAAUACCAAUUUGUUACGUUUUUGACAAACCACCAUAGAUAUGAUUUAUAUGAAGCACUUAUCAAGCUGAAUUAUAAUAAGCACCCUGCAUUCAAUGGAAUAUCUCCGACUCCAGCAGAAAGACAAUUUUCAAUCCUUCAAUUUCAAAGAUUUCAAAAUGAUAAUUUUGAAAUAUCAAUGAAAGUUAAUGAACACAAAUUAUCUUCAUAUAUAAAUGAUUCUAAUGUCACCAUAGAAAAUAAGAGGGAUAUACUCUCAGUACUCUUACAUAAAGGGUUACUUUAUACACCAAUAGAAUAUCAUGGAUAUUAUAUUGAUACAUUUUUCAAAGAGCUUUUUGCUCUUGGAGACCUGCAUUUUGAUCGAGAAGUUACCCUGUAUGAUGUUUAUACUAAAUCAUUCAAUUUACUUCUUUUAGAACCGAAUUUAUUACAUGAUUUGGAAACUAAAUAUAUUGCAAACAAACAAGCAUUUAUGAACCUUUUAACUAUACUACAGAAUGCUCUGAUACGAGCACAACAACCAAAGGUUGCCAUGGACAUAUGGCAAUUAAAAAUAGAUAGAUCCAAGAGAAAUGAAUAUAAUGGUAUCACUUGUUGUACCUCUAGAGACUUAACCCAAACCAUGAGGGCUACGUUCAACCUUCGGUUAUUUGAAGACACCUUAAAGCUUUAUAGAGAUUGGGAAUCUCUUCAUGAUGAUGAUCAAAUAGCUACAUUACUUCGAAUUGCCGAAAAAGAACGUAACUGGGCUGCACUUCAACGUCAAUUCGAGAGCAUGUACGGGAGAGGUACGUUACCACAUAAGGUACAUUAUGGGAUAGUUAUGAAUGCAUUGGCAUCUAUUGGUGCUAGAGAUGAGGUGAAUUUAUUAUUUGAACAAUUAUUAAAGAGAAAUUUCAAACCAAAUACUGGUAUCAUAUCUGCAUUGGUGAAUAGUAACUUGUUUUAUAAUGAUAUAAAGGAAGCAGGUGAUGUCAUUGAUAAAUGGGCCCCAGAAGAUGCGGAAUACCUUCAUUCAUUGAUGUAUCAAGUGUUUUUCCAAAAUAAUGAUUUAUCAUCUGCCAUGUCGUGGAUUGAAAGAUCAAUGGAAGUUUUCAAUACCACGGGGAAAAAUACCCUUAUAAGUCUGCAUUCUAUUCACAUUUUACUUCGACUUUCUAGAAAACUUUUUGCAUUAAAGGAGACUGAACGCUUAUGGGCUAUUGCUAAAGAAUUAAAAUUGGUUAAUCAAUCUACUUAUGUUGAGAUGGCAAAAUCAUACACCAAAUUUGAUUUACACGAAAGAUGUGAUGAAAUAUGCAUUGAAGCAAGAAAUAAUACAACAAAUCCCUUCCGUUGUGGUCCAUUAUAUGCGGUUGAACUUCGAAACUUAAGGUUUUGGUUAAAGAAAGUUACUAGUGCUAGAACCAAGGAACUGAUCAAAUCUUUUAUUGAUAAUAUCAUAGCAUCGCACACUACCGAUAAGAUUCUUCCCGAAAGGAAUUGGUACGCAGAAUUAAUAAGAUAUUAUAUUUCCAAUAGUCAACUUGAUAAAGCAACUGAGGUACUAAAAUUUCUUAAAAGUACAAAUGCUCGAGUGUUACACGAAUCUCAUUUCCAGCCUUUUAUGGAACAUCAUCUUCGUCAGAAGACUACUAGUGAUAGUAGUGAAGUCUUGGAAAUCUUCAAAGAUUUGACAGCAAACAAAGUCCCUGUAACAGUAAUGUCAUACGAAAGAUUGAUGGAAGCCUUACUUUUUCUUGAUAGAGCCAAUGACACAGAUUAUGUCAAUUCGACUAAUCUUUUGAUGGCCGUGUAUGAUAUGAAUAAAUUAACAUUUCCAGGAAAAACUUCAAACGCUAGUGUCAUUCCACCACGUGAAUUGAUUGAAAAUUCUCAGUCAUUAUCAAAUAUUACAUUAUCUUAUAUUGUUGAAUCAAGAGAUACGCGGGUUAGCGGGAAUGAUUUACUUUUAGGAUUUUUGGAUCAACUUCGUUCAAGAGGAGGAAAUAAUAUUACAGAUCCAUUUAAACUUUCGCUUUAUCAAAAAGUUUAUCAAUACUAUAUAAAACAAAAGAACUAUGACGAUGCUCAAUUAUUGAUUGACAAUGUCCUUGUUGACGUUCAAUCUACAAUUCAGAAUUAUGUCAACAAUUUCCCUAUCGAUUUAUACCCGGAGUACAAGGAUGGAGGAAAAGUUGAUAUCCCAAUACCUAAAGAUUUGGCGUCUAAAUAUGAAUUUUAUUUGAUGGCCAAGUUUGAUUUCAUUUUACAAAACCCAAAGGAGAAAAAAUCUGAAUUAGUUACACUUUUAAAGACUUGCAAUGAGUUCCCAGUGAAACUUUCUAGUUUUAAUUUGAAUAGAAUCAUUCAACAGUUACUUCUUCUACCAAAUUUCAUUGGAUUUAAAGAUGCAUUGGCAAUGUCGGAACGUUAUUUGAUAGAAGGCAGUUGGCAUAGAAUUGCCCUCGUUAAGGCCAAGAUCUUCAUACUUCGUAGUUUGGUAGUUUAUCAACUGACACAGAUGGAUAGAGAAACUGUGAAACAAAAGUAUAAAAUAUUUAUGGAUCUUUAUAACAUAAAAUUAGAAAGAGCAGAACAACAAUUUAAAAGUUUCAGAAAUAAUCCUGAAAAUAUAUUGAGAGAAUCAAUUCAAUCAUAUAAUUUGAAAUUCUCCAAACAUAAUCCCCUAAGCAUGGAACAAAUUCUUGAAGAAGGUCAUAUAUUUUUCUUGCCAGAGGUAAUUAGACGUCACGAUUAUGUUCUCGGCUUCGACACAAGAAGUGAAUUAGUCAGACAAAUGAAGAAAUAUAAACGUUUACAUCUGAAAGAUGGAAUGUUUGAAAUUAUGGAUGAAUUCCCAGAAACGGUUGAAUAUUCAUUGCUUGUGUCCACUAUUCAACGAAACGAACAUACAUUCUUAAAAACAGUUGAUCUUUUGUACCCACCAGGAGUAAGUGAAGAAAGAGAAUCUCUUACCAGUAAACGUAAGAGAAUGUUAACUGCAAUUACCGCACUUCAUGACCGAGAUUUCAAUACCCUCAGAACAAAUUUUCAAAGAUAGAAGAUUUGUCAUCUAAUAUUUAACAUAUAAACAUACUUGUACAUAUCAUAUAGACAUAGCAUCGUGUAUUAAUAAUAUCGAGAAUCGAUAAAUCUAAACAAGAACGUAAACAUAUAGACAAGCAACU